AUGGCAUUACCUGCGCCUACCAAUCUAGCGACCAAGGACCUCUUCAGGCUCGACGUCUCUGGGGGAGCCGGUGCGGUUGGGAUGUGUGUAGGUCGAGCUAUUCUGGAGAGCGGAGGGGAUAUUGCCGUCCUUGACAUUCUCCCAGCUCCAGAAGUGAGCGCGUGGGAGUCUCUCGUGAAUACAGGUGAAUCACACGGAACAAGACCAAGUUAUGUGCAAGCCAACAUCCAGGAGGAGGAGAGCAUUAUAGACGCUAUCACCAAGCUUGCUGCCCAGCUUCGGUUCCCAAUUCGAGGUCUCGUGUGUUGCGCAGCAAUAUCAGGAGAAAGCGAUGCCUGCGAUUACUCUGCAGACGUAUUCCGUCAGAUACUUGACAUCAACAUUACUGGUACAUUUCUGACGGCCCGUAUUGUGGCAAAUGAAAUGCACCGCGCUGGAGUCUCAGGAAGCAUUGUAAUGAUCGCUAGUAUGAGUGGCCAUGUCAGCAACAGAGGGAUCAAUACAGCUGCAUACAAUGCUUCCAAAUCUGCUGUUCAUCAGCUUGCGCGAUCUCUUGCUGCAGAAUGGGGCCAUCCACAAAACACUUUUCCUGGAAGCACGGCGACAAUUACGAAUCCAACCCCAUCAACAGCACCUCGACCAAUCUUCCCACCCAUUAGAGUGAACACCCUCAGCCCAGGCCACAUCGAUACUCCACUCAGUGAGGCGGCGAGAUUGAGAGGGUUGACAGAUGCGUGGGCAGAUCAAAACAUGCUGGGGAGAAUCAGUCAGCCUGAAGAGUACAGGGCGCCAGUACUUUUCCUCUUGGGCGAGGGAAGCAGUUACAUGACGGGAGCGGAUCUUCUUAUAGAUGGUGGCCAUUGUGCAUGGUAG
This is a messenger RNA of Parastagonospora nodorum SN15, 873 nucleotides long. RefSeq lists its product as hypothetical. The record is from RefSeq and is a predicted model, not a curated record. Gene Ontology annotation, cellular component: intracellular anatomical structure. NCBI's taxonomy places the organism in Eukaryota, Fungi, Ascomycota, Dothideomycetes, Pleosporales, Phaeosphaeriaceae. Gene Ontology annotation, molecular function: oxidoreductase activity, acting on NAD(P)H, oxygen as acceptor. The coding region runs from base 1 to 873 and encodes 290 amino acids. The transcript has 4 exons.